Molecule: messenger RNA, 909 nt
Organism: Acromyrmex echinatior (Panamanian leafcutter ant)
Lineage: Eukaryota; Metazoa; Arthropoda; Insecta; Hymenoptera; Formicidae
Source: RefSeq, a predicted model, not a curated record
AUGUCGAAGAUCUUCCUAUUUCUGACAUUAUUAUGCACCUGUGCAUUCGCAUCGGUGCUGAAAAACACGAAGCAGCAAAAGCGGGGUGUUAUCAGUAACGACGGAUGGAUCGGUUUCUCGAGUUCUUAUGGACAACCAUGGUCAAUCGAGCGUAAUUCUUGGAAAGGACUUAAAUUUCCCGAGAUUAAUCUGCACGCAGGGUCACAUCUAGCAAGUGCGUCUAAUGAUAGAAGUGGCAUCGCCUUAACACCCGGAAAUGUGAAAACUGUACCAGUGUAUUUAACGAAGCACGUAGUGCUGGAGAAGCCGGUGCCAGUUCCGGAACCGGUAAUCAUAGAGAAACCAUAUCAUGUGCCAGUACCGAUCGAGAAGAUUGUUCAUAAACCAGUCCCGAUUCCCGUCCCAGUACCUCAGGCGGUGCCGAUCCCCGUGGAGCGUCCAGUGCCAAUUCCAGUGAAGCAGUCGAUCGCGGUACCCGUGCAGCAGCCGUAUCCAGUUCCAGUAAAGCAUCCGGUACCCGUGCCGGUUCCGGUGCCGAUCCCGGUUCCGGUACAGCCGUUACCACCCUCAUCGCUUCCGCUGCAUUUGUUACCACCCUCGCCGCUUCCACUGCAAUCGUUACCGCCCCCAUUACUUCCGCUGACCCCGUUCAGCGAUCAUCCUGGUGCCAUCUAUGCGCACGACUACGCAUCCGAUCAUCUUCACGUCCAUCCGUCGUCGGUCGCCGUGCAAUUGGACCAUGGCGUCCAUGGCAUCGCUCCCCUUGCUCAUGGCAUCAACCAUGGGAUUGGUCAUGUACUGGAACACGGUUAUGGCCAUGGUUACGACUACCACGAUGUUCAUGCUGAUCGUCUCGUCCAUGGGCACGAUCACAAAAAGAGGAAGACUGACAGGAACUGACUCGAGCAG